AUGCCAUACUAUCCAACUACUACUACCAGCAUUUACUCUACGUCACCUUCAUCAGAAGAAGAAGAAUACUACAUACCUUCUCGAGACCAACACCACUACUAUCACUGGGACACCAAUCAGCCACACUCCCUCAUCCCCCAGCUCAACACCGCAACGACUUUUUCCACGAAAUCUCCAACAUCCCUGCCGAUGACAGACUCCUCGCACCACCAAUCCAUCGACGCGCGAGCCCUGCACUCCCGCCUCGCUGUCAUCGCAAACACCAACACCGAAACCAACGACCAUGGAUCCACCCAACGACGUCUCCGACCCUCCCUUGAUAGCACCAACACACGCCCCUUCACCAAAUCCUCCACAAUCUCCACCUUCGACUCGCACACGUCGAGCACUUCCUCGCGCCUCCACGCCUUGCCCAGCAGCAGACUGCACCCGGAGAGCGUUGGCAUCGCCCCUGGUGACUUCAGCAAACCACGCGUCCCCAAGCGAAGUCGCAGACACACUAUGGAGAGUAGCAGCAGCAGCACGAGCGGUAGCCAUGCAAGGAAGGAACGAGAGGAGCCGGCGCAGUUCAAGUACUAUGGGCGCCAUGGGAAUCAGUGGCUUUUCAAUGAUUUUAGUGUUACGGGGGCGGUGGCCAAGGGGUUUAGGAGGGUGUUUGGAAAUAAGGAGGGGAGGGAUUGGUAUGAGGAUAGGGAGAGGUGA
Bipolaris victoriae FI3 is the source of this 702-nucleotide messenger RNA. RefSeq lists its product as hypothetical. The record is from RefSeq and is a predicted model, not a curated record. The transcript has a single exon. Lineage: Eukaryota; Fungi; Ascomycota; Dothideomycetes; Pleosporales; Pleosporaceae. The coding region runs from base 1 to 702 and encodes 233 amino acids.